AAUUUAUAAUCAAGCAAUUCAUCGUGCGAGGUCGUCAGAGGUCGUGUGUGUCGACGAUUCGUCAGCUGAUAUACUCGCUGUGUGACAUUACGUCGCGAUUAGGACGACUGAUUUAAUUAAAGUUUCGUGUCACCUGUAAGAUACAACACCAGCAAACAUGUCGACCGACGUAAACAUGCAGGCUGAGAAGCACGAUGAGGAAGCAAGUGUCGAUAAGACUGAAGAAGAAGAAGGCAGAUCGUCUAAAGACAUGCAUGCGCAAAAUGGCAGUCCCGUUUAUGGGGGCGUUGAAGGACCAAAUGCAAUGUACGUGAAGCUAGUCAGUAGUGAUGGCCAUGAGUUUAUUGUUAAACGGGAACACGCGUUAACGAGUGGUACUAUCAAAGCGAUGUUAAGUGGUCCUGGUCAGUUUGCAGAAAAUGAAGCCAAUGAAGUCAAUUUUCGUGAAAUUCCGUCUCAUGUACUACAAAAGGUCUGCAUGUAUUUCACUUACAAAGUGCGCUACACGAACAGUAGUACAGAAAUACCAGAAUUUCCUAUUGCACCUGAAAUCGCCCUGGAAUUGUUGAUGGCUGGAAAUUUCCUAGACUGCUAAACAUCAUCCAUAAAAGUGUAUUGGCUUUUAUUGGUAAUUGAAUAUUAGGAACGAUGCAGCGCUUUCUUCAUUAUGGUCGUUUAAGAUACGUCAUAUUACAUUGUGAUAUUUGGAAGACCGUAUUGAAGCAUAAUAAUCGAUCGCUUUGGACUCGUAUUUGUGUGACAUGGACAUUUUAGUGCGACGAGACAAUGCAAUGUCGAAGUUUUAUAGUUGCGAAACCUGAAAUAUACCAUUUAUGUUAUGCUUUGUAAUUUAUAUGGUCGACACGUAAUUAAAAUAAUUGUAACAGAAGAUUACCAUUCACAAUAUCUCUUUUAGCAAUUCAUAUUAUUUUCUAGCAAAUCGUAUAUACACACACACAUACACCAUCUGUUAUAUACUUAAACUAUAUAUUUCAGUAAAUUAUUGUUAACAAUAUUAGAAAUAAAUUCAACUUUAUAUACCGAAUUAUUAGUUCUAUUUGUGCUAAGUCGAAUGACAAAUAAUUUUCAUUGUAUUAGUAUGGCAGAAUAUACAAAUGUCUUUUUGUUAAAGUUACAAUUAUUUGUUGUUGGUUUACAUAGUGAUUGUAUUUACACUUAUAAUAUUACUUAGGCACAUUGUGUGGCUUAAUAUAUUGCAGAAGAAAAAAAAAGGUUUUUUUAGAAUACUAAAUAAGGUACAUCAGUUUAAUCAAUAAGUUAAUCAUAAAAGUUGGAUAUUGUAUGAUAUGCAAAUGGAUGGCAAGCUACAAGCUACAGUUUUAUACAAGUUUUGUAAGUGUGUUUAAGAGGUCCAUACAAUAGGAGGUAUACUAAUAAUAAAUCCAAUGUA
Monomorium pharaonis (pharaoh ant) is the source of this 1411-nucleotide messenger RNA. It is a transcript of the gene EloC, whose product is annotated as elongin-C. Gene Ontology annotation, biological process: ubiquitin-dependent protein catabolic process. The record is from RefSeq and is a predicted model, not a curated record. Lineage: Eukaryota; Metazoa; Arthropoda; Insecta; Hymenoptera; Formicidae. Gene Ontology annotation, molecular function: protein-macromolecule adaptor activity. Bases 158 to 595 code for a protein of 145 amino acids. Gene Ontology annotation, cellular component: elongin complex. The transcript has 5 exons.